AUGCCCCUCGUCGUCCCGGAAAUCAGCGAGAACGACCAGGCUGCCUGGGCCGCAAAGUUGUUGGGAAAGAAACUCACUGAGGAUGUCACCAACGAUGUUUCUUUUGCAACAAAGGAUCUUCCAGAGAAGCACCGCGUCAUCAAACCCGGCUAUGCCAUGACCAUGGAUUUCGUUCCAGAGCGAUUGAACGUUUACGUCGACGACUCCGAUAAAGUAGUCAAGGUCAAGCAUGGUUGA
Messenger RNA from Uncinocarpus reesii 1704, 237 nucleotides. RefSeq lists its product as uncharacterized. Lineage: Eukaryota; Fungi; Ascomycota; Eurotiomycetes; Onygenales; Onygenaceae. Bases 1 to 237 code for a protein of 78 amino acids. The transcript is spliced from 3 exons. The record is from RefSeq and is a predicted model, not a curated record.